Messenger RNA from Vitis riparia (riverbank grape), 1458 nucleotides. RefSeq lists its product as uncharacterized. The transcript is spliced from 2 exons. Bases 172 to 1068 code for a protein of 298 amino acids. NCBI's taxonomy places the organism in Eukaryota, Viridiplantae, Streptophyta, Magnoliopsida, Vitales, Vitaceae. The record is from RefSeq and is a predicted model, not a curated record.
AACUUAUCCAGACGUAUCUUCCAAUUUCCCUUCCAUAUUUUCCGGUUGGGGCCAUAAAAUCUCUGCAGAUUUUUCCUGACAAGUUUCUCGCCAAAAAUGUCCUUUUCCGGAUCAACUUCUCCCUGAUCCGCAGCUUCUUCUUCCCUAAACCUCACCGGAAUCUGACUUCCGAUGGCCGUUCUCAUCCAUUCUCCGGAAGUUUCAUCCAUUUCCGGCCGCCUCCGCGGCGAGACUUCGGGGAGGAUUGUCACCAAUCCUAGCCACAGAGCUCUCAAAAGCGUCGCAAAUUUGAAGCGCUAUGAGAAAGGCGGUGGUAGGGGUAGGGUUAGAAUUGGGGUUCGUUCGAGCAUCAAGGAGUCGGAGGUUAGGGUUUCCGAUUUGGAGCAGAGCGCGGGUCUGUACGGACAGUUCUCAGCUCCAGUGAAGCCAGGAUCGUCGAAGCAGAGCAAAGAGGAUGAAGAGAAGCAGAAUUACUACGUGAAUACCGGGUAUGCGAUUCGGACUCUAAGAGAGGAAUUUCCGGAGCUAUUCUAUAGGGAGCUCAGUUUCGAUAUCUACAGGGAUGACAUUGUUUUCAAAGAUCCCCUCAACACUUUUGUGGGUGUCGAGAAUUAUAAGUCAAUCUUCUGGGGGCUUCGAUUCCAUGGAAAGAUAUUCUUCAAGGCAUUAUGGGUCGACCUUAUCAGUGUUUCACAGCCUGUGGAGAAUGUCAUAAUGGUUCGCUGGACUGUCCAUGGCAUCCCACGAGUCCUAUGGGAGAGUCACAGCAGAUUUGAUGGCACAUCUGAAUACAAACUCGAUAAGAAUGGAAAAAUCUUUGAGCACAGAGUUGACAACAUCGCCCUCAACUCACACCCCAAGUUUCGUGUCCUGGCCGUGGAGGAACUAAUCCAAGCUCUCGGCUGCCUAUCAACUCCCAAACCAACCUACUUUGAGAUUUUGCCCUCUUCCAUCAUAGACUUCACGCCACCACCACCGGAACUCACUAGGAUGACAUUCUGCAUGGCUUCAACCCUUGCGGUUUCUGGCGGAUAUGAAGAAGAAGCAGAAACUCCAAAUGAACCAUAACGUUUGCUGCUCUUCUUUCCAAAUUUUGGUACAUAUUGUGGUCUGUUGCAGCAAAUAAUGAGCUUCCAGCACCCAAGUUAGAUCCAGAUGGUAGGCCUUCUGGCCCGGUCCUAAUGGUGAAUACCCAAAAUCUAAUACAAGGUUGGAGUCCUUUUUCCCACAACCCAGUUGACUAUAAUGCUUAGCUCUCAUCUUCAACCUCCCACUUAUACUGUAUAAGGAUAAAGAUUGUAUACUAUGCAUACCAGGAGUGAAGUAUAUAGCUUUGGUGUGUUGUUAGAGAGCAAUGUUGUGUACUCUGUACUUUGUCAAAUAUUGUAUAGCAGUGGCUGCAUGUGUAGAGAGCAUAUUCCUUGGGCGAUUUCUCUUUGUGCAGAAGAAUUGCACCUU